Babjeviella inositovora NRRL Y-12698 is the source of this 1287-nucleotide messenger RNA. RefSeq lists its product as uncharacterized. The record is from RefSeq and is a predicted model, not a curated record. NCBI's taxonomy places the organism in Eukaryota, Fungi, Ascomycota, Pichiomycetes, Serinales. The transcript has a single exon. The coding region runs from base 313 to 1128 and encodes 271 amino acids.
UGUGCCUGACAGUCUGGUAAAGGUGCUUGUGACAUGCAUGCAAACAUAUGCAUGGAUAACGUGAUAUGCUUAGGAUCAUGGAGAGAGAUGUUUGGCCAGCGACGCGCCGCACGCUAUAUAAUUUCCAGAAUCUUCCAGGUACAUCUAUCACCUUGAUGCAUGAGAUGUCACAUUCCUGGGGUGUAUAAAACGGGGAUAAAAAAGGAGAGUAAAUUUGGCAUCUCAACUGUAUCAAAUACUCUUUACCAAAGUUAACAACUUACAAGGCUGCAAGCUUUACCCCCAUCGUAUUACACUACUCAACCCAUAUACAUGUUCUCGUUCCUUUCUAUCCCACAUGGCGAGUCACACGACAAUCCAUACGGCAAUACGUGGGCGAACUCAAACCCAAAAUGUAACAAGGCGAAUCCAACAUUUUCUGAUGGACAUCCUUUUCUAGAUCAAGGAUCUGUUUUACUCUAUUCGCUUUUCAGCCCUACAAGCAUAUCCCCAGAGUACUCCCAUGCUAGCCAAACAUCCUCGUAUACCCUGAAUCAUCAUCCCAAGAAUAGCGGGAGGGCUAGACAUUCCAAGAAACAGACACAGUGUAAAUCGCCCGUUUUAAGUACCGAUGUUUCAAACCAUUCAUUACGACUCACUUUGACGGUUCCUGGGAGGAAGGUGAAGUUGAACCACUGCGAACUCUGUAUCAGGCAAGAUAGUCACGACCCCACCAAGAGCAAAUUGUCCAUUAAAUCCAAGAAGUAUAAAUUCAAAAAACACGUCCGAGUAGAUUCGGCCAAGUUUGAUAUGGCGGACGCCCACACUGUUGUGAAAAAUGGUAUCUUAGUCAUCUCUAUUCCGACGCGGCAUACCGAAGCAAACCCCAAGACUGCAGCAGAGGCCGUUGCAAUAGCUACCGAAGGCAGCUCAGAGGUGUCAAAUGCCAUUCACGAUCCUGGUUGCUUCGACUCAUGUGCAUCCUAUACCCUGGAUAUUUCUGAGGAUUUUAUGGAUGGCGGAUCGGCACCAUCUUCUGUCUCAAGCUCGCCGACCCUUCCGGAGUGGGAGCUUGGGAAAAUAUCAAAAGAGCCAACCUUAGAGGAAAUAGAAGAUGCGGAGUUUACCAGGUUAAGGUUAGCCGUUUAAACGGCACCAGACACUCCCACUCCCCAACGAUUAUGUUAAUGACUGCUAACCUACCUGUCACUACACGCUGCUCUACGAUUCUACUUUCAAUCACCCAUAUCCAAGCUUUCUCAUAUUUAGCGUAGAUAUUGUCAGUUAGCUUUAGUCGAGGUGGAAGGU